Molecule: messenger RNA, 6262 nt
Organism: Antechinus flavipes (yellow-footed antechinus)
Lineage: Eukaryota; Metazoa; Chordata; Mammalia; Dasyuromorphia; Dasyuridae
Gene: BBS12
Product: Bardet-Biedl syndrome 12
Exons: 2
Coding region: 499-2592 (697 amino acids)
Biological process (GO): photoreceptor cell maintenance; chaperone-mediated protein complex assembly
Molecular function (GO): ATP binding
Source: RefSeq, a predicted model, not a curated record
UUCCCGCCCCCUCCGCGAGAGCUAGACUAAUCGAACGACCGUUCCUCCGCCACUCCCACCCCCAUCCCGGGAGUUAACCGACUCCUAGAGUAGGGGCGCCUCCAGGUUGCCUAGCGACGGCGCUUUUUCCCUGGACGCAUGCGUACUUAGAACCUAGGGGGGGUUGGCUGCUAGCGCGGUGGGCCUGGCGGGAGAAGAGACUGGGCUGAAUCUGGAGCUAGUGUAGAAAAGACUAUUUCACCAAAAUGUAAUCAAGUCUGCUUAUUGAGUCCUAUCAGUGGAAAAGACUUCCCUGUAGAAGGAGCAGCAUACCAGCAAAUUGGUAGAGCAUAUCUUAGGCAUAAGAUAAUAGCACCUACCACAUGUGCAUUCACACUCUAGAAUGACGCCCCUGUCAGCAGGAUCUUAACUGCUCCAGACAAUGUGAAACAGCCUGUUUUAUAACUAGCAUUGACAUUGGUUGAAUGUGCUAUGGGAGUUUUGGGGAGUUAUUGAAUCAUGGUCAUGGCUUGCAGAAAUAUAAACAGAAGGAAGCAUAUUGGACUUCAGCAGCUUUCAUCAUUAACAGAAACAGGACGAAGUUUCCUAGGCCCAGUAAAGUCAUCCAAGUUUAUCAUAGGUGAAAGAUCUCAUGAAAGUGUGUUAACCUGCUCUAUAUUGAGGCUUCUUGAAAAUCUGGAUUUAAAUAGUUCUGUUGGACAACUUCUUUAUGAAACAGUGCAAUCACAGAAGAAUGCAUAUGGGACUGGGACCAAUACCCUCUUGUUUCUUGCUGGAGCAUGGAGCACUGCUGCCCUAGAAUGUCUUCAGCAAGACAUCCCUAUUUCAGUCAUAGUGUCAGUGAUGUCAGAAGGCCUGAAGUCUUGCAGGAAAGAAGUUGUUCCUCUUCAGAUCUCUCUAAAUAAUAUAGUUGACAACACUGGAGACACAAGGAGAUACCCUUUUUUUGGAACCCUGAGUGUCAUUCCCAGCCCUCUCGUGCAGAUUCCAUCAGAGAUUCCUUGGAUACAAAGAGAGAAGCUCAUAAAAGAUGUAUCUUCUCAAGCAUCCACUCCUUCAUUUUCUUCCAGGACUUCUUCUGAAUUUUCUUCAAGGUCUUCUUAUUCUCACUCUGUAACUAAAGUUAUGUUGCAGGCUCCUCAAACCAAUCUGUUUACAAAUAGUUAUACCAGCAAAUCAAGACUAAGCCAUAGCAGGCAUUUUAAUAAGUCAGAAAAUAUGUCUUAUCAGACAAGCAGUGAAGAACAUCAAAACUCUCAUAUUCAAUGCAAUGAUUUGGUGCAGUUGGCAGUGGGUCUGAGUCAUGGAGAUCAUAGCAGUAUGGCAUUAGUGGAAGCAGCAGUCAAAUGUCAAUAUCAGAAUGCACGUGUGAGGAAGAAGAAUUGUACGGUGCCAUUUAGAUUUGAUAUUUCAAAAAUUUCCACUUGCUGUUUACCAGGCAUACCUGAAAGCUUUUCUUGUGUCUACUCCGGGUAUAUUACUCUAAUAUCAAUCAACUAUACAACUACAGUCAGAGAACUCCAGAAUCAGCCUUUGCGGGUAGUUCUUAUUGAUGGUGACUUCAAAGAGAAUUACCAUCACUUAGGAUUUAAUGGGCUGGGAAAAGUUAAAACUGAAAUGGAAAGUGUGCCGGAUCAAGAGAGACAGUGGGUGGACUAUAUUUUAGAGAUAUUAAUUCAGUUAAAUGUAAAACUAGUCAUGGUGCGAGGAAAUGUGUCUGAAAAUUUAAUGGAACGAUGUAUGCAUAGUAACCUGCUGAUAAUUGGUCCAGUGAGUCAUCAUGUGUUGCAGGAUUUUGCAGAGGUCACUGGAGCAGUGCAGGUCACCUAUGCUACACAGCUGAAUGAAGACUGUGUGGGGAGUGACGUCAAUGUGAGCUUGUGGAGAGCAGGCCAACUGAACUCCAAAGAAGUGAGCAAAAGAGUCGCUAUUUUAAUAAAAGCCGAAGGAGUGCUUUUGGUUACAGCUGUGCUCACUAGCCCCGUCAUAGCACAGAUGCAAGCCAAGGAAGAUCACUUCUGGACUUGUGCUUAUCGCUUGUAUCAUGCUCUAGUGGAUGAGAAGGUCUUUCUUGGAGGGGGCGCUGUGGAAGUCUUAUGCCUUUCCCAUCUUCAGGGGCUGAUAGAACAGUCGCAUAAAAAAGUGGACCUGGAUUGUUCAGGACAACUUCAUACAACUUCAUGGGUGGCCUCUUCACAGGAACUUUAUAGACCGGCUGUGCUUAAAGCCUUGGCAGGGGGAUGGCACAGAUACCUUUCAUCAGUUGUGUAUAACACAGGCACUUGCUCUUCAGAGAGUGAAGCCAGCACAUUCAUUCAAAACUUUCUCCAAAAAAUCACAGGCUCGGGCUGUCCCAUAUUAUACCUUCAGAAAGAAUAUAAUAAAGUGACUAGUGGUAUUUUAAAUUCAGGUAUUCCCAGUAAACUAAAGGAAAUUUCAAGGGUCUAUGAUGUUGUUACACCAAAGAUGGAGGCAUGGCGCAGGGCAUUAGAUUUGGUAUUGUUAGUGCUACAGACAGAUGCUGAAAUUAUUACUGGGGCUGAGUAUACGCAGUUAAACUCACAGGAGACUGAAGAGUUGUUGUUAUUGUAGUUCUGUACCAUGAGAAAAUAAUAAACACCUUUAAAGAAAAUCCAGGAUUCUCUCCACAAGUAAAUAGUAGCCACUAUACCAUUUAUGUUGAAUACAGAUGUAAUAAGUACCAAGAAGAAAAAAAAAUUAAUGCCCUUCUCUUCCUAACAGUAAACGAGAAACUUGAGGUUCUUUUGCUGCUUAAUCUUCAAAAGAACAUUAUCAGAAUUUAGCUAAAUAAGUUCUGGACCUGGAUUUUGCCUAGCAGGUUUUAUUAAAGAACUUUUCAUAUUAUAAAAGCAACCUACCUCCUAAACAAGAGUAAGACCAAAAAAAUUGUUUUUCCAAAUGAGAGGGCCAAUAUUUAUAUGCUGGGAAAAAAAGUAAUUGGAUUGUCAACUUUUUCAUUUUAUUUGGAGAAAGAAAAAAGAAUGUAUAAGAUUCAGUGUGACAAGUGAAAGUAUUUGUCUUAUUUAGUGAUGGGUUUAAACCUAUGUCAUCUGAGAAGAUUUACACAGUUCCUUAGUUGAACUUCUGUUUUUGUUUUUCUUUUGUUUGUUUAAAGCUGUAGAGGCAGAAUAUUAUGGAUUAAAGUAGUUUUUGAGAGAAGGUCUGCACUUUAACUGGUUAAAGUCAUAGGUUUUGCCUUUUUAUAUACACUCAGACUUUGUUUUUUGGUUAAAAUAUCCUCGAGAUUUUAUUUUCUCUAGUAUUAAAGUACAUUUUGCUUUGUUGUACAUAAUGUAUUUAUGUGUUUAUAAGCUGAAUUUUAAAAAUUGGAUCAUUACAUGUAAUAAGAGAAGUCACUAUGUAAAAAGUCUAUUUGGUAUGAAAAAAAAAUCCCAAAUUUUAGAUUUUGUAAAUUCGCAUUUUUGUACAUUGGGUUUAUAUGCCAAGUUAUCUGUAUGUUACUCAGAUAUUUUCUAAAUCUUAAAGUUAUUGAGAUAAAUUUGCUUUUUAAAUGUAUACAACCACAAUAAAUUUGGUAUUUUUAGUAUCUAAAUAAUACUAAUUGUUGUCAAGACAAGGAAGAUGAUUCCAAGUGUGUCUCCUUUUUGACUACAUAGUGAAGACAAAGCUCAUAUAUAGGACCUUACAAGAUUACCUAUGCAAGCACAUAGAGUACAGCUUGUUCAGUAAGUUGCAUGCACCAAUCAGUUCAUACGUUCUAUCAGUCCCAGGGCAGAGAAAAACAACUUUGUAAGAUAUAUUCCAGAUGUUAUUACCCCAGUUCUAAGAAUUACCCCAGAAUAAACCUUUCAAACAAGAUAACAAAGCUCUCUCCAUACUAAAGAAAACUGCCUUUUCAGUAAAGCAUAGAUUUGGUUCCAGUUAUCCCCCAUUUAUAGCUCUUAUUCUUAUCACUAAUAUCUAAGCUUUUGUCCCUCUGUAAACGAAUGUGUAAAUCCAAAGUUUUGAUAUUUUGAGUGGAAAUCUUUAGUAACCUUAAUCCUGACAUUCAGAAUAUAUGGAAAAUAAUAACAUUUGAACCUGAGAUGCAGCAAUGUGUUGCAUUUUCUUUCUUUUUUUUUUUGGGGGGGGUUGGUGUUUCAUCAAGUUCAUAUCAUGUUUGCUCACCCUUUCAUUCCUGGGCAAUCAGUGGACAUGGGCCUGAUAUCUUUAUUAGCUUAAAAACUGUACACAGUCACAACUACCCAUGCUUCCCAGUGAAGAAAUUAAAUUGAUUCCAUAUGAUUUUAUAAUUGAUUCUAUUCUUAAUUGAUCCUAUUCUGUAUUUCUGACCUAUUCUGUGUGAUUGUUUUUGUUUUGUUUUGGUUUGGUUUUUUUGUGAACUAAGUUUAGAAGUUUAGUUCUCCUGCUAAUCACUUUUAUUUUUGCCUCAAAGAAAUCUAUUAUCCUUGAGCUAUUCAGGUGGACACCGGGGAGUCUGGUCUAGGAUCUUUAUACCACAAAGCUAUCCUUCAAGAUGGCUGGGUUUGUUAUCUAAAAAGUCUGAUCCUUUAUCUCUGAAUUUGUAGGUAGAUCCAAACUACAACUAUUUCUAAGUCACAGGAGAAUGGGGAUUGUUGCUAGUCCCCCAUUCCUAAUUUCUGACCAAUCAUAUUGUCUUCACCCCCAUGAAGCUGCUAGCCCUAUAGCUAAUUGCAUUAAUUUCCUCACCUAUCCAGGUUUGUUCUUUAUUCUAUGCUUAUAUAAAGGAACUGUGCCUUCUAUGGGUCAUUGGCCUAACUGAAAUAGCCAUUUGACCUACUUUAUUGACAAGUUUGUUUCCUACUAUUAAAUUGAUAAAAGCUCAAAAUUCUGCUCCUCAGUUUACCUUUAUUAAAUUCUAUUGAGACCCUCAUGCCCAGCUGGUUAGGGCUUUCAUUAUUUCCCUUACAUCUUUGGUCUUGUAGUCUUCUCUAUUGUUUGGUCAUUCUUUAGUCAUCAGGCUCAGUUACCAGUGACCUGAGUUUCUUCCUUACCAAAUUUUCCUAAUAACCCAUGAUAAAAAUACAGCAGAAAAUAGUCUUCUCUUUCCCCAUAUAAAUAGCUAAAAGAUAAAUGUUGGAUGAUCCAUAAAUCAACAUUGUGAAGGAAGAAAUCUGUAGUCAGUACUUUUAAACUCAGUGCUUCUUAUGUCUCUAAGAGAGGUGCAUAACCACUUGGAACAAAGUCGAUAAGAAGGAAUUAGUCAUUCCUUAAAUUAUUCAAUUUCUAGAAUAUUUACAUAUGAUGAAAACACCAAACUUCUUGCUACUGUCAUCCUGACCUCUAUUACGACAAAACUUUGAGAUGUUGUUUAACUGACUUUGGUCUCUGAUCAACAAAUAUGCAUAGAAGGUACCAUUCCAUCACUUUCUCAUUAAAAUUGAUUUCCAAGAAGGAAAAAAAAAAAGUAAGAAAGGAAAACUUAACUGGCUUUCUUGAGUUCAGUUCCCUGGGCUAUUCCUUUCAAUGUACUUUUCAGCACUCAUAUUUUGCUUUUUCCUUUCAGCAUUUCUUUAAUCAGGACUAUUCCAGAUUUCUGCAAGCGUCCUUUACUUGAUUUAACAUGGCUAGCUACAAUUCUGCAUAUCCAGUCUUCAAGGGAGAGAAUUUUUUAAAAACUAUUUAUGGUUAUCUUCUAGAAUAUAGUGAAAAUGUUAGGGUUUUUCAAUACUCUGGCUUUUGAUUUUUAUUCACUGAUACAUUAAUCAAUUUCUAUUCUAUUUUUAAUUUCUCAGGCUCAUGACUGGAGAAUAUGAAUAUUCCUAAAAAUUAUCUUGUAGAAAAGAAACAUCCAUUCUAAUUGAUAUGACUGGCUCAUGUAUGAAAUAUAACUGAUUUUUCUAAUUUCAUUUAAUAUUUUCUUCCCCCCCACCAAUUACAUGUAAAAACAAUUUUCAUCAACUAUCUUUUAAAAUUGAGUUCCAAAUUCUUUCUCUCCCCACCCACCUCUAUUUGAUAUGUGUAGUCAUGCAAAAUGCAUUUCUAUAUUAUUCAAGUUGUAAAAAUAAAUGGACCAAAAUCAUAACCCAAGAAAAAUCAAGUAAAAAAUUUCUUUAAUCUGUAUUCAGAAUUCAUUAAUUCUUUCUUUGAAGAUAGGUAACAUUUUCCCUCAUAAGCUUUUAAGAAUUGUUUUAGCUGAAUAGCUAAGUCAUUCACAAUUGAUAAUCUUACAAUAUUGCUGUAUGUUGUGUACAUUGUUCUCCUGGCCUACUUAAUGUCAAUUUGCAUCAAUAAACAUUUUCUAAAAAGUCAAUAAUAA